AUGGGGUAUCUUGAUGCUGGCUUUUGUGAUAUGGAGAUUGAAUGCGACUCUAGUGCUACUGUAAUUCUUUUAUCUUCACCUACUGUUCCAACUCACUCUUUUUACAGCAUCAUUUCUUGCUGUAAAAUGAAGAUUCGUGAACCCUGGUGUUGUGCAAUUAAGCAUACCUACCACAAACAAAAUGUAGCUGCAGAUGCUUUGGCUACCAGAAGUUAUAAUCUUGGCCCUGGUCUCCAUGUCUAUGAUGAGGUGCCUUACUUCCUUGAAGAUAUUCCCACUGCGGAUGCUAGGGGUGGUGUGAGGCCUCGUUCUUUUAUUAUGUAA
This is a messenger RNA of Prunus armeniaca (apricot), 324 nucleotides long. The record is from the annotation of a GenBank genome assembly. NCBI's taxonomy places the organism in Eukaryota, Viridiplantae, Streptophyta, Magnoliopsida, Rosales, Rosaceae.